AUGCUGUGGGCGCUGCUUACGUCAACCAGCACGUGGGCCACAUUGCCGUGGGGGUGGUGUGUUGUCGCGCCGUACGGGUUUGUCCUGCUCGGCAUGUUCUUCGCUGUUGUGUUCUACUCGGGUAAGGCGUUUAUCAUCAUCUUGGACGGGGCUGCGGUUGCCAUACUGUGGUUGGAUUCCUCAUGGUUGAAAGAAGCUUGGCGCUCGCCAUGGUGCCGUGGGCGGCUGCAGCGUGGUUUCUCGUCGUCUUCGUGGCUCUUCGUCGUCUCUUUCGGGGUGGUGGUAUUGUCCUUCUCUGGGUUGCAUGGCAUCGUUUUCAUCUUGGGCUGCAGGCACUUGGUGUUGUACGUGUACUGA
Molecule: messenger RNA, 357 nt
Organism: Prorocentrum cordatum
Lineage: Eukaryota; Dinophyceae; Prorocentrales; Prorocentraceae
Source: the annotation of a GenBank genome assembly